Molecule: messenger RNA, 1622 nt
Organism: Macrobrachium nipponense
Lineage: Eukaryota; Metazoa; Arthropoda; Malacostraca; Decapoda; Palaemonidae
Source: RefSeq, a predicted model, not a curated record
CUCUUUCUCUCCCUCGCUCUUGCCAAGGACGUGUACACCCCUGUGAUAUUCCAAAGUGUUCAUCGAAUAUCUGCGAGGAAAAAUUCUUAGCAGAGAUCGAUUCUGUUCGCAGGCGGAUCUCUCGAUUGCGUGUGUGUAUAUAUCAGAGCAUCACAAAAGGACGGGGGCUCGAACUCUUCAACUCUCCCGGGUGCGUGUAUAUCCGAGUAGGACGGGGGCUCGAACUCUGCCAAACCAACGAUCCAACGAUGGCCAGCGAAGUCAUGCGGACUGUGGAGCAGAAGGUGUUGUCGGUCGAACAGUCUGAAGGACACGGUGCCAGGGUCAGACGCAGUAUUGGCAGUAGAGAGCUACGCAGACUAGACCCAUUGCUUCUGGACGAAUUCAGCGUCCGCCAUCCAGCCGGAUUCCCCGACCAUCCACACCGAGGGUUCGAAACUGUGACCUACAUCACCAAAGGUGCCAUACGACACGAGGACUCCAAAGGGAACUGUGACACCAUUCAAAAGGGAGACCUCCAGUGGAUGACGGCUGGUCGAGGGGUGGUACAUUCUGAAAUGCCAGCUUCCAACGAAGCUUCAGGUCUCCAGCUUUGGGUCAAUCUCAAAUCCUCCGAGAAGACAGUAGAAGCAGGAUAUCAGGGUCUGCUGGCAUCCCAGAUUCCUACGGCGACGCUUGAUGGGAUCAGGGUUAAGGUCAUUGCCGGAAGUUGCAUGGACGUGAUUUCACCCAUACGCACGCGCACGCCCGUCUACUACCUAAUCUUCACGAUGGAUCCCGGGAGUAAAUUCACACAACCGUUGCCAAUGGACUGGAACGCCUUCAUCUACAUAUUGUCAGGAACCAUCGGAGUUGGAGAUUACGACAACUUAGUGGAAAGCGGGCCACACCACACCCUAGUUCUCAGUAACGGCAGCGCCGUUAAUAUGAUCAACACCUCGGACGAAAAAGCUAAUUUCGUUCUUAUUGCUGGCCAGCCCAUAGGCGAACCAGUCAUCCAGCAGGGGCCCUUCGUCAUGAACACCCAAGAGGAGAUCCAGCAAGCCUUCCAGGACUACCACCUGAGACAGAACGGCUUCGAGAGAUAUCCCCCAACGAAGCCAUCUCCCGUUGGUCUCUGCAACGUCAGACGUUAGGCUGUUGCAGAAAGCAACUUUUUUUUGUAGUUGCAGGAAGUAUUUCCCUCAUUACAGCUGACUGCAGCUUAUUGUAGAUGUGUGUAAAAAAAGUUUUUAGUGUCCUGUUACCUCUUCCCAGUGCAAGGUGCUUCGUUUUGUCUUGCUGGGCCAAGCUGAGAUUUUUCUGGUUAUUUUGGUUCUCUCUUUAUAUUGUCUCCUCCUCCUCCUCCUCCUCCUCCUCCUCUUCUUCUUCUUCUUUUUCUUCUUCUUCUUCUUCCUCUUCUUCUUCUUCUUCUUCUCCUCCAGCGGUUUCCGUUUUGCAACUUAGAGUUCACAGAUAUGACCUUCACAUGUGCGUGAUCACCUUCAUGAAUAUUUGAUUGCUAGGGUGUUUUAUUAACUAUAUUCUCUUACAGUUCUGUUAAAGAUAAGUUUGACUUUUUUUACUUUUGUAAUUUACGACUGCAAUAAACACACAAACGCAUACAAACACACACAAUACAA